UCUGUUCCUCGCACGGUGAAGCUAUUAUCGCUCUAUCGGACAGUCCUCGUUGAUAAGCUGCUAGGUGCCUGAUUGGAGCAUGUAACGAUUCUUUUGUUGCUGUCUUUUCCGGACUGGUCUUCAAAAGCCAGCAGCAGACGACGGUGUGGCGCAAACCAACGGUGUGCUAACUACACGGUUAACGCCGAUUCUUCUGCACUUUCUAGGUUAAAACAGAGAGGUUCAUCUCUCGACGCUAUUUUGACGGGACACAUAAACAAGCGACAUGAGCAGCGAGAAAAUCAGGGAACAGUAUCUUCGGGACUUCGAGCCCAGGGAAUAUCCGGGGGCCAUGAGAGCGCUUACCGGCGUCCACCCGUUUUUCCAGAGGGAGCUUCACUCCAUUUUCAAUUCUCCGGUGUCUGACUCCUGGCGAACACUUCUGGAUAUUGGGUGUGGACCCAAUGUCGGCAACGUCUUCCCGGCGUCAAGAAAGAUCCGAAGCAUUGUUUUAAGUGACCUGCUUCCCAGAAGUCGACAGGAGGUAGAGAAGUGGAUCCAGAAAGCAGAUGACGCCAUGAACUGGUCCUUCAUAAGCGAACCAUUGGCCAUCUUGGAAGGGUGCAUGGACGCGAAAAGUGGAGCCGAAGACAUCGAAGAAAGGACACGCGCGGCCAUCAAGAAGGUCAUCCCGUGCAACGUCCUGGACCCGAGCGUCCUCCCCGAAGAGCACGAUGAACGUUUCGACGUAGUUUUGUCGAGCCUCUGCUUCGCGACCGCAAGUCGCGACGAAGAAACCUUUCGAAGAGUCAUGCGGAACGUCUCGCGUCUGAUUCGCGACGGAGGGCACCUGAUAUUUUGCGGCAUUGCCGGAUCGACCGAGUACACCGUCGCGGGCAUCAAAUUUCCCGAGCUCAGCUUGACCAAAGCCAUGGUGGAGGACGCAUUGAGCGGAGCGGGGCUUCAGGUGACACGCUGGAGUUCUGUCGACAAGCCCGUCUUGUCGGACAGUCCGAAACAUUGGGAUUUCGCGUUUGUCGUCCUCGCCGAAAAGUCUUAAACCACCAAUCCUGAAGGGGACGCUGGCGGCGGACAACCGAUUGACCAUGUCCUCCCUAAUGCUCCUGAAUAAAAAAGGUAGCGCCAUCUUCUCCCUCCUCCUCUGACGCGCACACCUUUUA
Messenger RNA from Ixodes scapularis (black-legged tick), 1160 nucleotides. RefSeq names its product nicotinamide N-methyltransferase. Lineage: Eukaryota; Metazoa; Arthropoda; Arachnida; Ixodida; Ixodidae. The transcript is spliced from 4 exons. The record is from RefSeq and is a predicted model, not a curated record. Bases 266 to 1039 code for a protein of 257 amino acids. Gene Ontology annotation, cellular component: cytosol. Gene Ontology annotation, molecular function: N-methyltransferase activity.